This is a messenger RNA of Pseudophryne corroboree (corroboree frog), 5487 nucleotides long. RefSeq names its product importin 13 (gene IPO13). NCBI's taxonomy places the organism in Eukaryota, Metazoa, Chordata, Amphibia, Anura, Myobatrachidae. Gene Ontology annotation, molecular function: small GTPase binding. Gene Ontology annotation, cellular component: cytoplasm. Gene Ontology annotation, biological process: protein import into nucleus. The coding region runs from base 1722 to 4586 and encodes 954 amino acids. The record is from RefSeq and is a predicted model, not a curated record. The transcript is spliced from 21 exons.
GGAGAGCGCGGUAGUCACACGUAGUGUAUGGCAAAGGACGGCCCCGGGGCCCGCCGCUUGCACACAGCUAGGGUGCACAGGCUGGGGGUACACUCAAGAGGGAGAGACAACAAAACUGAGUGUACACUAAGUGAGUGUCACAUAUAGCUGAGUGUACACUGAGUGUCACAUAUAGCUGAGUGUACACUAAGGGAGUGUCACAUAUAGCUGAGUGUACACUAAGGGAGAGUCACAUGUAGCUGAGUGUACACUAAGGGAGAGUCACAUAGCUGAGUCUACACUAAGGGAGAGUCACAGCUGAGUGUACACUAAGGGAGAGUCGCAUAGCUGAGUGUACACUAAGGGAGAGGAACAUAACUGAGUGUUCACUAAGGGAGCGUCCCAUAUAGAUGUGUACACUAAGGGAGAGUCACAGAGCUGAGUGUACACUAAGGGAGAGACACAGAGCUGAGUGUACACUAAGGGAGAGUCACAUAGCUGAGUGUACAUUAAGGGAGUGUCACAUAUAGCUGAGUGUACAUUAAGGGAGUGUCACAUGUAGCUGAGUGUACACUAAAGGAGAGUCACAUGUAGCUGAGUGUACACUAAGGGAGAGUCACAUAGCUGAGUGUACACUAAGGGAGAGUCACAUAGCUGAGUGUACACUAAGGGAGAGUCACAUAGCUGAGUGUACACUAAGGGAGAGUCACAUAAUAGAGUGUUCACUAAGGGAGCGUCCCAUAUAGAUGUGUACAUUAAGGGAGAGUCACAGAGCUGAGUGUACACUAAGGGAGCGUCACAUAGCUGAGUGUACAUUAAGGGAGUGUCACAAUAUAGCUGAGUGUACACUAAGGGAGAGUCACAUAUAGGUGAGUACACUAAAGGAGAGUCACAUAGCUGAGUGUACACCGAGGAGGGAGAGACACAUAGCUGAGUGUACACUGAGGAAGGAGAGUGAGCGUACACUAAGGAGGGAGGGACAACGUAACUGAGCGUACAAUAAGGAGGGAGUGACAACAGAACUGAGUGUUCAUUGAGGAGGGAGAGUCACAUAGCUGAGUGUACACUGAUGAGGGAGAGACACAUAGCUGAGUGUACACUGAGGAAGGAAAGUGAGCGUGCACCAAGGAGGGAGAGACAUCAUAACUUGAGUGUACAGUAAGGAGGGAGAGUCACACAGCUGACUGUACACUGAAGAGGGAGUGACGACAGAACUGAGUGUAUGUUGAGGAGGGAGAGUCACAUAGCUGAGUGUACACUAAGGAGGGAGAGACACAUUGUAUGGCUUAAUGAACACUCAGGCGAGAGACUCAGCAGACUACACACUCUGGAGAGACAGCAGAGCUGACUGGACACUCAGGACGGAGAGACUCACUGUAGAACUGAGUGUACACUUAUGACUGCAAGAGGUUCACAGGAGAGCGAGGCUCAGCAAAGCAGAGUGCACUCUCAGGACAGUAAGAGACUGCAUAGCUGAGUGCACACUUAUGAGAUACUUAUUGGAAACUUAGUACACCCUGAGGAGAGACUCACUGAUGACCUGAGUGCACACUCAUUAGGAAAAGAUUGACUGCAGUGCUGGGUACACCCUGAGGAGAGACAUACUGCGGAUAAAGCUAAUGCUGAUUUGAGAGGACACUCAAGAGGCUGCACAGAAAUGAGAAGGCUCUGAGAUGUGCUGAUUCACCAUCACUCCCAUCCGGAUACACAGGACCCCUCCAUCACCUCCACACCUUCCAGAGAUGGAACGAAGACCGGAGCAGCAAAGUCUGGACUUCACCAUGGACAAUGUGGAGAAAGCUCUUCACCAGUUAUAUUACGAUCCCAACAUUGAUAACAAGAACCUUGCACAGAAGUGGUUAAUGCAAGCACAGGUGUCUCCGCAGGCAUGGCAGUUCAGCUGGCAGCUUCUAAAUGGUGGAAAAGUGCCAGAAAUCCAGUACUUUGGGGCCAGCGCCCUACACAUUAAGAUAUCCCGCUAUUGGGGGGAUAUACCCUCGGACCAGUAUGAAAGCCUCAAGUCGCAACUGUUCACACAGAUCUCUGCCUUUGCCAGUGGCUCCAAAAUAGUGCUCACGCGGCUCUGUGUGGCAUUGGCUUCUUUGGCACUUAACAUGAUGCCUGAUGCAUGGCCGCAUGCUGUUCCAGACAUGGUUCGGGUGUUUCAGACAGAGGUCGGGCAUUCCGAUUGCGGAGCCCGCUGUCUAGCACUUUUGGAGUUGUUGACUGUGUUGCCGGAGGAGUUCCAGACGAGCCGCCUCCCACCUUAUCGCAAAGGACAAGUACGCAGUUGUCUGGCCCAAGAGUGCGCAUGUGUCUUUCCUUUACUGCGCCAGCUGCUACAGCAGAGCGACUCUCCGGGUUUUGUCAAGCAGAAGGUGUUGAAGUGUUUUUCAAGUUGGGCACAGUUGGGCAUCCCACUGACGGAGUGCGAGGGGUUGACACUGGCUGCGUUCUCUGCUCUGCGCAAUCCUGAACUGUUUGACGCGGCAGUGGAGGCCUUGGUAAACACCAUCUCGCAGCCGGACGCACAAAGGUAUGUGAACACACUCCUGAAACUGAUCCCUGAGGCCCUCAGCUUGCAAGACCAGCUCCAUCAGGCCGUGCAGAACGGAGACAUCGAGACUUCCCAUGGAAUAUGCCGGAUCGUGGUUGCGCUUGGUGAAAACCAUUCUCGGGCACUCUUGGAUCAAGUGGACCGCUGGCAAAGCUUUCUCGCCCUGGUUAACAUGAUCAUGUUCUGCACUGGGAUUCCUGGACAUUAUCCAGUCAAUGAAACCACCAGUUCUCUGACACUGACGUUCUGGUACACUCUGCAGGAUGACAUCCUGUCCUUUGAUACGGAGAAGCAGUCUGUGUACCUGCAGAUUUACCGCCCGGUCUAUUUCCAGCUGGUUGAGGUGUUGCUCCAGAAAGCUCAGUUUCCUGCUGAUGAGGAAUAUGCGUCCUGGUCGUCUGAUGAGAAAGAACAGUUCCGAAUUUACAGAGUGGACAUCUCUGACACGCUCAUGUACGUGUAUGAAAUGCUGGGUGCUGAGCUGCUCAGUAACUUGUAUGAUAAACUUGGACGCCUCCUGACUUCUUCGGAGCACCCCCCUUCGUGGCAGCACACAGAAGCUUUGCUGUACGGCUUUCAGUCCAUCGCAGAGACUGUUGAUGUCAACUAUUCUGAUGUCGUCCCUGGACUCAUCGGCCUUUUCCCACGAAUCAACAUCAAUAAUGUGCAGCUUGCCGACACCGUCAUGUUCACUAUCGGGGCAUUGGCUGAAUGGUUGGCAGACCACCCAGUAAUGAUCAGCAAGGUGUUACCCUUAGUUCUUCAUGCUUUGGGGAACCCUGAACUGUCAGUGUCUAGUGUAUCUACCUUGAAGAAAAUCUGCAGAGAGUGCAAGUACGAUCUCCUUCCGUAUGCUGCCAACAUCGUCGCCGUGUCACAGGAUGUGCUGCUGAAACAAAUCCACAAGACCAGUCAGUGUAUGUGGCUGAUGCAGGCGCUGGGAUUCCUGCUGUCUGCGCUGCAGGUGGAAGAGAUUCUUCGCAAUCUACAUUCGCUCAUCACCCCGUAUAUACAGCAGCUGGAGAAACUGGCCGAUGAGACACCAAACCCCUCAAAUAAAUUAGCAAUAAUCCACAUCCUGGGGCUUCUCUCCAACCUGUUCACAACGCUGGACAUCAGCUGUCAUGAUGACGAGCGUGAAACGGCAGAGGUGAAGAAGUUACCUGUUGUGCAAGGACCGAACCCGGUGGUGCUGGUUCUGCAGCAGGUUUUCCAACUGAUCAGAAAGGUUCUGAGCACAUGGCUGAACGACGCACAGGUUGUAGAGGCGGUGUGCGCCAUAUUUGAGAAGUCUGUGAAGACGUUACUGGAUGACUUUGCUCCUAUGGUGCCUCAGCUGUGUGAGAUGUUGGGACAAAUGUACAGCACGAUUCCACAGGCUUCCGCCAUUGAUCUUACUCGACAAAUGGUUCAUAUCUUCGCACAUGAGCCGGCUCACUUUCCUCCAAUCAAAGCACUUUUCCUGCUGGUCACCUCGCUGACGCUCUCCCUCUUUCAGCAAGGACCCAGGGACCAUCCUGAUAUUGUUGAUUCAUUUAUGCAACUCCUGGCACAGGCCCUGAAACGCAAGCCGUGUCUCUUCUUGUCCAAUGAGCUGGAUGUUAAAGCGGUUUUUCAGUGCGGUGUGCUCUCAUUAAAGUUCCCAGAGCCAACGACUGUCAAGUCCAGCUGUGGGUUUUUUAUGGAGUUUUUACCGAGAUGUGGAGAACUUGCUCCUGUAGGACAAGUGAUUCACCAAGAUGGAAAGCUGCUUCUUCAAGGCACACUGGAGGGAAUAGGUGGCCAGGCAUCACGCAAUUUGAUGGAGCCCUUUGCAGAUAUCCUCUUCUCGCUCAAUAAAAACUGCUUCUCCUACCUGGUGGUGUGGCUGAAGGAGGCGAUGCAGGAGACCGGUUUCCCGUCCCCACGUGUGACGCGAGAGCAGAAAGAUAACUUCGUACAACACAUCCUGCGGGAGCGUGUCAACAAGCGACGGAUAAGAGACAUGGUGAAGGAAUUCACGUUGCUGUGCCGCGGUUUACAUGGGACAGAGUACACUGCUGAAUACUGAUGACGAGAACGGGCAUUGGCUGGCACACCCACCUGCAAUUCCAAGCCACUCUGCUCUGCCCACCUCCAUCCCGUCCACAUUCAGAGCUGUUGCUGUGUCCUCACCCAUCUUUGAGAGUGAACUGCCUGGAGCCUCUCUCCGUUAACCUUUUGUCCGCCUGUUGUGUCCAGAUCUUCAGGGGUUUGGAUGGAGAUUAAAGCAUUUGGAAAGUACUCCCUUGCCAGAUGCUUAUCAAAACUUCCAUGAAACACUUGCAGGAUGCGACAGUCCAGAGGACACCUCUAACACGGAUUGCGUGGUUGAAUAAGAACGAUUGCUGCUUGUAGGAUAUGUACAGUCAACACUGUUGCUUCCGCUCUGACUUUUAACGUUGAAGAAGCAUGUCUGCAGAUUUUAAUACUUACACUGAACUGGUACAAUGUAUGCUGUUCUCAAAGAGUCCUAGAUCCGUUUACCUCCAGGAUAUGGAAGAAAGGGGCAAUGGUUUUACAUUUCCUCUCUGUGUCUGAACCCAGGGAUUUCCAUUUACAAAUGUUUCUCAUUACACAAGAGAACUAGCAAAAGCAUGCUGCCCUAACCACUUUUAAACCAGCCUCUUAUGUUCGUUCCGCGCACAGACUUCUGGGAAGGGUCUGGUCUGUUGUCGCCCUACAGCAAUGAUAGCUGGCUGAGAUUAAAGCUGCUUUGUAUAUUUUAGAGAAGAACUCCGACCAUCUGUACAUUUCUAGGGUUAAUGCAUCUCCACCCGUCAGAACCUGGGUAUAUGACCUUAGCGGUUUGGCUAGUCUAUGUCCUUGUGUAAAAGCAAAGCAUGUGGCUACCAGUACAGUUACACCAUAAUGAAGACUAAUGAUCUUGCUAAAGUCCACAAUAAAGAGGUUGUUUAUGUUUUUUGUAAUAA